Molecule: messenger RNA, 520 nt
Organism: Gasterosteus aculeatus aculeatus (three-spined stickleback)
Lineage: Eukaryota; Metazoa; Chordata; Actinopteri; Perciformes; Gasterosteidae
Gene: sst1.1
Product: somatostatin 1, tandem duplicate 1
Biological process (GO): regulation of cell migration
Cellular component (GO): extracellular region
Molecular function (GO): hormone activity
Source: RefSeq, a predicted model, not a curated record
AGACCCAGAAGAUCCUCCGACCCGCGGAAAGACAGGUGAUGAACAUGGUCUCCUCGCGCCUCCGCUGCCUCCUCCUGCUCCUCCUCUCCCUCACCGCCUCCAUCAGCUGCUCCUCCACCGCUCAGAGGGACGGCAAACUCCACCUGCUGCUCCACCGGACCCCGCUGCUGAGUUCCAAACAGGACAUGUCUCGAGCCUCGCUGGUGGAGCUACUCCUGUCAGACCUCCUCCAGGUGCAGAACGAGGCCCUGGAGGAAGAGAACCUCGCUCCGGCUGGAGGAGAACCCGAAGAGGUCCACUUGGACCUGGAGCGGGCCGCCGACGCCGGGCCGCUGCUCGGUCCCCGGGAGAGGAAGGCCGGCUGCAAGAACUUCUUCUGGAAGACCUUCACCUCCUGCUGAGCGCCGCCUCGUCCUCUUGUACAGAAGCUGAGUGGAUCCGACUCUUUUCUGAUUCUGUCUGAAUCUAACGUUGAAAUUAUUUUUCAUUGUCUGUUUGAAUAAAAUCAGUUUGAGACAAA